AUGCCCUUGCAUAUGGAUCUCUUUCCUGACAACAGCUACUGGCACCCGCCGCCCAACGCGGCAGUACAAGAUGCUGAUGGCGAAGAAGACAUCCCGCUUGCCGACUAUCAGUGCCCCAACCUUUUCGCGUAUGAUUUCGACCAGGAUUAUACUCACAGUCCUCUCGAGCCAUUGGAUCCUAUUGAACCUGCGCCUCCGCCUACCGCUUAUGCACCUGCACCUGUUGUACCUCCGGCGUCGCCCGAUCGCGACCCCCAUGACAGCAUGCCUCCGCUGCCGCCGCCUGGCCGCCUAGACUGGCGAAAACGACGGUCCAUCAUCUCAGCCCUGUACCAGAAAAACACCGCCGCGGAAACUGCCAGGAUCAUGGAAGCUAGGUAUGGCUUCGUUGCCAGCGUGAAACAGUAUCGGAGCCGCCUCAGGGGGUGGAAGGUCUGCAAAAACUUCAAGGCGAGUGACAUGCGCGAGGCUGCUCAUAUGUACAAGUUGAACAAGAGAGCCGGCGGCAAAGACACCGAGUUCAGGGUGGGGGGUCGACGGAUACACUAUCGUCGCAUUGAGAAGUUCGAGAAACGAAACCCCCCCAUCUCGUCGCGGACUCCAAAUCCUCCCAACUCGACUGCCGCGGUGCGGUACAAUACCCCGCCUCCUCAAAACUCCCCUCCUCAGAACUUCCCUCCUCAAAACUCUCAAAGUACAUCCGGCGGAGAGCCAUGUCUGCGUGAUUCGUCUUUUGUUAUGAAAGAUACACUUGACGCGCUAUUCUCCUGGGAUAGUUUCAUGCCAAGCGGAAACAACACGCCUUCCCAGACCUACCAGACUACAAUGUCCGGGAACAUAGCGCCAGUUGAACUCAUGCUGGACGGGGAGGCCGACGUGGAACUUGUUCCAUGUUCUGUCUCUGAGAUUGACCCGCGUCGUAACAAGAUAACAAUACACCGGCUACUGGCGGAGAACGGGUCGCAGACGUAUGCGCUCGAGGGUAACGGCAACGCGGCGGGUGCCUCUGUCCAGGAAGGCUUCCAGGGGGGCUAUGUCGAGCUAUGGAAUAGUAGGGACAGCUUGGAAGGGCCGUGGUGCACCGAACCGCUCGUGCUCGAGCCGGAGGAGAACCGGCCGACGAGCUCGCGCCGCGACUUAGUGCGCGGACAGAUGCGGUCCUAUGAGAUGUGA
Messenger RNA from Cordyceps militaris CM01, 1173 nucleotides. RefSeq lists its product as uncharacterized. NCBI's taxonomy places the organism in Eukaryota, Fungi, Ascomycota, Sordariomycetes, Hypocreales, Cordycipitaceae. Bases 1 to 1173 code for a protein of 390 amino acids. The record is from RefSeq and is a predicted model, not a curated record. The transcript has 3 exons.